GAAUAGACAUUAUUUAACUUUAGGAAUUUAAUUUUCUAAAUACAAUAUGUCUACCGAAGAAAAAACAAACACAGAGUCAGCUCAAGCAAUUAUAAAUUUUUUGAAAUCUAGUGUACCUAAAUCCGAAGUUGCUAACGUAGAAGCAGAACUUAAAAAGGACUUUGUUCUAGGUAUUAAAAAGAGCAAGAAUCUUAAACAAAAAGCGAGGAAAAAGAAGAGCAAAAAUUUAACCAGAAGAGAAAAGAAAGCCUUAGGAUUCUAUAAUAUUUCUAGAAACAGUAUGAAAUAUGAAGAUUUGUUGCCAAUGCAUUUGAUGUGGUCGGAUUAUAUGUUCAAUGUUUUAGAUAUUGAAAAAUUGUCUGGCAUCCCUGAAUGCUAUUCUAAAGGAUGGGAUAACUUUACUCAAUCUUUCUAUAGAGCUGAUUUUCAUGGUAGUAUGUUGGAAGUUGUACGUUCAAAAUGUCCAAGCUAUGUUGGCAAGAAAGGAAUUUGCAUAAUGGAUACCCGUUACACUUUUAAAAUGAUCUCCAAAGAUAAUGUAAUUACCACAAUACCAAAGCAAAGUAGUGUUUUCGAUCUAUACCUAAAGACAUUUAAAGUUACAUUCUUUGGUAAACUCCUGUGUGUUCGCCCUGCUGAAAGAUCCACAAAAAAAUUAAAAAGCUACUUAUAUCCAGACCUAAAUUAAAUACAGUUUAAACAAAAUCAAUAUUCAUU
Diatraea saccharalis (sugarcane borer) is the source of this 717-nucleotide messenger RNA. Lineage: Eukaryota; Metazoa; Arthropoda; Insecta; Lepidoptera; Crambidae. The record is from the annotation of a GenBank genome assembly.